CUAAUACGUUAUCACCAUCGGCGCGGAUUUCAAAAUGGCGGAUAAAGUUGUAAACAAACUAACAGUCGCGGUAUCAGGCUGCAAUUUUAACUGUAUUUUACGUCAGUGUGUUUUGGACAUUAAUAAAAGUUGGUGUAGCGUUCUUCUAUGAUGAAUCGAUGAGCCAUUCUAAGACGUUCUUGUUGAAUCGUGAAGCAAAGUGCGUGAUAUUUCUGCCCAAUCGGUGAAGGCAAAAAUAACAAGCCUAAACAUGUAUAUGGCAGUAGAUCACAACAUACAGUUCGAUCAUUCAUUGUGUAUUGUUAACUUCCCGUGGAAGAUGGCCGAGGAAACGUAUGACACAUAAGUUCCAUAACAUGUGUACCCACAGAGAUACACACAAAACCUAGAAAAAGAUUCCAGACUUUGAAGAUCAUAAUGGGGACUUUAUAUGAGUGUCUACGGGAAGCAAGGCUGGAGAAAUAUUAUCCAACUUUUCGUGCUAAUGGAAUAACACGUUCAGAAACUUUGUCAAGAUUGAGUCUACAUGACUGCACAGUCAUGGGAAUAACUUCUGUGGAUGACAGACGUCGGAUGACAGAACUUAUCAACAUAAUAAAAUCUGUUCAUAAUGCAAGUAGAACUCAAAUCCCUAAUCCACAGCCAUCUAGUAAUAUGUCCCGGAAAACAUCACAACCCAGGAAGGUGAGUAGAAGUCCCAAUUCGGCAACAGGACAAAGUGGAGUAUCUCGAGGCCUGGAAGCAACAAGAGACGUCACUGUGACAGACAGAACCCCAAACUUUUCUGCCGCCUCUUAUGUUGAUAUGUUACAGUUACUGACAGAAUCAAGUUCUGAUGAAUCUAGUGAUGAAGCAGUUCAAUCAGAUGAACAGAACAUUCCACGUCAUGUAGCUAGACCAGGUCCAGUUUCCAAGCACUCUCGAGGACAGGUAGAGAGAGUCAAGCACACAGGGUAUAACUAUGGUGUGCCUAAAGGAACACCAAAGACUAAGACUAAACCAACAUCAUCCACAUCAUCGAGAGGUGUGGAGGAUAAGAUUCGUGUUUGUGUGAGAAAAAGACCCGUAUCUCGCAGAGAGGAGAGAUCUGGAGAUGAUGACAUCCUACAGACGGAGGGGACAAAUUCUGUCGUUGUAAAUGAACCGAAGCAGGCUGUUGAUCUCACAGCCUUCACUUUACAGCAUGAAUUUUUCUUUGAUGAAGUAUUUGAUGAAAACUGUUCAAAUGAAGAUGUUUAUUUGCGAGCUGCAAGACCAUUAAUCAACAGUGUAUUUAAUAAUGGUAGCGCCACCUGUUUUGCCUAUGGGCAGACUGGGGCAGGCAAGACUCACACAAUGAUGGGGAAUGACAAUGUACCUGGAUUAUUCCUGCUGGCAUCAAGGGACAUAUUCUCCAUCAUUGAGUCCAAGCAGUACGGGGAAGGCCUCCAUGUCUGGGUCAGCUUCUUCGAGAUCUAUUGUGGCCAGCUCUUUGAUCUCCUCAACAGAAGGAACAGACUCCAUGCACGGGAAGAUGGCUCCCAUAACGUGUGCAUCGCAGGUUUGAUGGAGACCGAAGUCAGUGAGGUAGCAGGGCUUGUCAAGGUGCUGGACUACGGGAACUCGGUACGAAGUAAAGGUGCCACAGGCGUGAACCCAGACUCAUCUCGCUCUCACGCCAUUCUGCAGAUGGAGAUCCGAGACAACGACGAUCACAGGGUUGGCAGGAUCUCUUUCAUUGACCUGGCAGGCAGUGAGCGUGCGGCCGAUGUGACAGACACAGACAAACAGACUAGAUUGGAGGGAGCCGAGAUUAACCAGAGUCUGCUGGCUUUGAAAGAAUGCAUCAGGUCAAUUGACCAGUCAAGUCGUCAUAAACCGUUCCGUCAGAGCAAGCUCACACAUAUCCUGAAGGACUCGUUUGUUGGCAACUCUCGGACCUGUAUGAUAGCCAACAUCUCGCCGACAAUGUCCGCCUGUGAGAAUACGCUCAACACACUGCGAUAUGCAGACAGGGUAAAGGAACUAAAGCGGGAUGGUUCUCGAGGCACAACGAGCAGCCAGGCAGAGAACUUACUCAUGAACAUUCCAAUAUCGGUGCCCUCUGUCUUCCAUCCAUCCAACAUCCUGUCCUGCUCGACUCCGAUGCGACCAGUCACGCGACACACGGCUCAGCGACCCCCGGAUGACAGCAUGUUGGACCCAGCAGACACCCCAGUCCGUGGACACUUUCAGCAGAAGAAAAAUACCAAAUCAAAAACACCCAACAUUGCCCAAAGUUCGUCCGUGCCAAAACAGUCAGUUGCUGCAGCUCGUGAUGCUUCUCCAUCCAGGAGAAGGAUCUCCAGGCCACCACGAGAUCCUUCGCCAGCCCGAGAACAUGUCCUCAGACAGAACAUCCCCCCUCCUCACUUGGUCCCCCCCCAACAAACCUCAUCUCCAAGUGGGUCGGACAAAACAGACUCAGAAUCUUGUAAUAUAACACUGCCACGGAACAACAAUCUCCCUCAGCCAAACAUUCCAGUUGCCCAGUCAACAGAUACAGAGUUUGACUUCCCAACGUCAGAUUUUAAUGUGCCAGAAGAAUUAAAUGAUCUCAAUAAAACAGGAGAAAAGAAACAGGACCCCAGGAAACGUGUCGGAGAGACUGGUCAUGGGGUAGACAAGCCCCAAGGUGCAGCUCAGGGAAAUACUAAAUCAUCAGGUCGAAUGCUUCCAGAGACUCCCAUGGGAGGUAAAGUACAAAGACCUCAAAGCACUGACUCUGCACUGCAACAAGAGAGGGAGCCCGACAAAGGUCACCAAGUGAUUAGACAGAUCCCCAGAAGUAACUCACCAGCAACCAGACGACCUCCUUCUCCUGCAGCCGAGGCAGUAGGGGGCGUGCCACACCCCACCCCAUCAGUGUCAGCGCCGGUGCCAUAUGCUGCUGUUCCUACGAUUACUCCUGUAGCGGAGAGUAUUGAAGAUGACCAAUUGUUUGACAACCCUGGUCAAGGUGCAAGACAGCCUGUAAUAAGAUCCAACUCUAUAGCAAGCCCUCAAUCAAAGAAUGGCUUAAGCAGGCUGAAUGGUGGCAGCCAACUGAGUGUGAUCCCUGCAGUGUUGCCUGCAUCCAGCAGUGACCUCAGCUUCACCCAGAGGGCACCAGUGCGACCUCCAGCAGACAUGGAGGGCAUCCUUCUCACUCCCCGGGCUGUUGACGCCAUGUCAGGUCGGCAGCCACCUGAACCCCACAUCUUCGUGUCUGAUGUCAGUGACAUUCCUGAGCCAGAACCAGUCCCUCCACCUCCCAGCAUUCCUCAUCACCGAGACGAAAGUCCAAAAUGCGCUUCCCCCAAACCCGAUCUUCCGCCCCGAUCAUCUCAGUCCAGGGAGAGGCGGACGAGGCAUGCCUCCCACUCCUCCCAGUCCAGUGAUGACUCGUCCAUGGAGGGAGUGAGGACGUCCCAGUCCGACUCGGCUCAAGGACCUUACAAGGUCAGGUCAAGGAGCAAAAGUAAAAUGACUGAUUUGAGAAAAGAAAAGAGUGACCCUAUGAUAGCUCUUCAUAUGCAGACGAAGAAACAAACUCUCCCCAACCCAGAUGACUUCCACAAGUAUCUGUCCCGAGGAAACACACCCAAGGUUGGGCAGACGUCGUCUAGUCCGAUGUCAGUUCCGCUUUCCAAACUAUCCUCUCCUGAAGCAGGUCCAAGCCAACCAGUCAUGAACAUCCUCAGCGAGUCCGACCAGACAGAGUUAAAGUCAGGACGAAGUAGUCCAGCGCACAGGAUGACGAGCCAGGAUUCGCGAAGAUCACCGGUCGCCUAUGACAAACAUGCUACUGGUGAUUGUAAAUCAAGUGUGAAGUCAAAGAGCAGAAUGUCCGUGGCUGACUUGUUGAAGACGACGAAUAGAGGGGAAAGAGCCAAGUCCCCAAAAGCUUCAACCCCGACACACGGUGUCAGUUCCAAUUACCAGAAACAUGGGUCUCCACAGACCGUACAUAGCGACAACACACGGUAUAGCUCACAGACCGUACAUAGCGACAACACACGGUAUAGCUCACAGACCGUACAGAGUGACAACUCACGGUAUAGCUCACACACUGCCCGCACCGACAAUCGGCAGCACAACAAGGAAAAUAUCUCCAUGUCCUCCAAGAGUGACUCGUCCCAGCAAAGUUCCUUAAACUCCGAGAUCCUGGGCAAAAACACACAGACUACGAGAGGGAGUUUUGUUGUGAGGAACAGCAAUUCCCCGACGGGAGCCAAAUCGUCUAGCUCUGUCAUUGUAACAGAGAAGUUGACCGUAGGAGCCAUCUUCUCCCCGAUCCACCCUCAGCCUAUCACCAGUCAUGCCAUCACCCAAAACGUCUCCCCUACCAGUCCGGGGCCCGAGGUGGUGCAACCCAAACCUGUCACCCCCGUGUCGGCGCCACCGGUGUCAGCUUCAGUAGCAGGGUCUGUGGCGGGGUCCGUCGCCAUGGAGAGAGAGAGCAUCAUCAGCCAGGGAAUCCCACUGGAUGACAGAAAUGAUCCAAGGAGCCGCCUCAUCAUGUCCCACGAAGACCAGCUGGCUUCAGUUACCUCCCUUUGUAAGCAGGAAAUGAAACUACUGCUGAGUGCCAAGUCAGGACAUCGGAGUUUUGAAGACUAUCUGAGGAAGCUGGGGGAUAUUCUGAGUCACAAGAUGUCGGUGAUGCAGCAGCUACAAAGCCAAAUCUCUGGCUACUGCAGCGACCAUGGGAUUCAGCGGAGAUCGGUCAGCCAGUCAUCCACCUCCACCAUCCGAUCCCACCAGCACCUGUAGCUGUCUCCGCCUCUGACAUGUCACACCUCCCAUAGUCCCAGAGAUAAUGUGAACCUAAAAAUUAUGCAAGCGACCUCGGGACCUGUUCGACACGCUAUGGUUGUGACGUUAUUUUAAAAGAAAAAGAAUUCCCCUAAUCAAAGGGCUAUGAGGACUGUGACCUCAGUAACUGGAUUAUCGUGAUUGGUCAGUUUUAACCCAGUGUCCACAGUAUCACAAUCUCCUUCAAUUCCGAACUGUUAACCUGAUACGAUGCCUCUUUGGGUGUAGAAACGACAUGAAGUAUAAACUAUCCCCAGUAAUAUACUGUGAAUAUGACACAUUUUGCGAUCAGGAAAGUGCAUUAGCUUCAUGACAGAUAUUUUUGAAGAUAAACAACAAACAAAAAAGGAACCAGGCAUAUUUCUUUAUUCACUUCAACACACUGUCAUCCUGCCAGUACAAGAUUAAACUAAUAAUCCGUCACAUACGGUUUCCUUAAUAACACAUUGUCACUCAGUGUCAGUAGUCAAAUGAGGAAAGUUCCCUAACCGUCCACAUCUGGUCAAGUUGCUUACAUAUCACUGAGUAGUCCAGACAUACACCAGCCUUAUAAAACUAUGGUCAGAUAGACACGCUACUCCAACCUUCCUUGUCAGCUACAACAACACAUGCAUCUAUAGUUUAAAAAACACCAACUGACACUGAGUUACCAUUUUAUUACACUGCUUCCUACUUUAUAAAAAAUAACAUGAAGAAGUAGCUUUGAUGUUUUGUAAUCUCAUCAUCAGGGUGUCGCAAAACUUUCCUGAUGCAGUCAAGGCUAUUGUUAGCCACUCGUUAUCAUUUCAUAGCUCAAAUCUUUCCAGAUACAUUUACAGUAAUGGCACAGUAUUAGUUGUUCUUUUACAGACACAGGAAUCAGCUAUGUUGGUCUUGUAGCGAGACUUGCUGAUCAGAAAGGCACAUGACACGACCUAUGGAGGUGGUUGCAAAUUUUGACACAGAGAGAUAUCGUAUCAGUGUAAAAGAUCAAAUUUUACAAUGUUAGAGGUCCAACGAGGUCACGUUAGCGCACAGAUGAAGUUGGAGAAGUCAGUUUAGUUUAAAGGAGGUAGAGACUGGGAUAUUACACACUCAUACAUCUGUCAAUGAAGGAUUCUCCCAACACAUUGAAACAAUCUUACUUGGUGCUUCAUUAACUGUGCCAAAUUCAUCUGAUCUUGAGUUUGAAUCUUGAGUUUGAAUCCCAGAUUCGCACUAAUUCUUGGUUUGUUUUCGCCGUACCAGUGCAUGUGGGUCUCACAGACUAGCAUCACUUCAGGCUCUCCUUUUAUAACUGAAAUACUGUUGGAAGCAGCAUUUAACCAAACACACUCACUUAAUUUGAACGCUCCAUCCAACGCCUUCAAGUUCCUCAUCCUUGUUCAUCAUCAACAUCCAGUACAUCAUGCCAGUCUUCGUCUCCACCAACCCCUCCAUGUUGAACAAGUGUAACCAUGGCAACACAGUUACUUGUCACCCUUCAGUAUUAGAGAUCUGUAGUUGUUUAGUGUCCUGCUGUUUACAAGUGCUUUCAUCUGAUGACGCCGUCUAGUAUCCUCGGACUGUUAUCUGCAUGCUUGUCCUCUCGACGUGUUUAUAUGUCGAGGAAUAUUACCAGAUUAGGCUUAAAAAAAUGAAAGAAUUGGUUCUCAGGAAAAAAGGCCUUGGAAAAUACAGUGCAGGUGGGCGGUGUUUUUGUUGUUGUUGUUUCUAGUAUGUAACCAAAUAAACAGUUGUGUACAAUCAACCUGAGAAAGGACCUCCCUACAUAUAUAUAUUCCUUGAUAAGUAAAAUACUGGAAAACAGUAUUUGAAUACCGUUGGAUUUGGAAUAUUUAAGUUUUUUUUUUGGUUUAAAAAAAAAUGGAAAUAAAAGGGAAAUGUGCAGGGAACUUUAAUAUGAUGAUGAUGCGGGCGGUGCCUGAGAACCAAGACUAAUAUUUUUUUUAGCGGUCAUGUUACUUUUGUCAUUUUACAAAAAAGUUUUGAUAUUUAUAUGAUUUGCAUCCAUGGGUUAUGCUAAUCCAUGUGGGUAUCCAUGGACUAUAUAGAUUUCUUGUGUUUCCCAUAGACUAUGUUGAUAUAUAUAGGUAUCCAUGGACUUUCUACAUUUGUUGUCUCAUUGUUACAUGUCAUCAGGAUUCCAUCCAUUACUGCUCCCCAGACAGCAGAGUCUGUCCUUGCUUCAUACAGACUGGUCAUAUACAGGGCAACGUCCUCAGGUACUCUGUGUUGUGGGAAGACAGUGGUACCUUACCAUCCCACGUGAAGAGCCGGGUUACUAUUGGUCAUCAGCAACCCAUGCUUGUCUCUCCCUGUAAAAAUCUGGGUUACGUCGUUAAACAACAAACAAACAAACUGAAAACUGUUUCUGUUCCCUGUGAUAUUGACAUCAUUAAAAUAGCAAGAUUAUAAUUUAACUGAUGCCUGGAUAUGUAGUUUCCACACACACACUUACACAUACACAAGCAGUUUACAUGCAGGUGUCCACACUAACAGGUUUCCACACUAACAGGGUUUCACUGUGGAGGGAUCAUGGCAGCCAUCAGACCAAUGGUUGACAGUUGUAGCAUCGUAGUCAAACCCUGUCACCAAGGCUACAAUGUAACAAUAAUGACAGUUCAAAGAGUUAUCUCCCCUCCCAUACUGAACAAGAAUACAGUUCCAAUUGAGCGUUGUUUACUCAAGUUUGUGGAAGAUGAUACAAGUUGUUAAUGAUGAGAUAAUCUCCUGUAGUGACCUCCACUUGCAGGCCAUGUGUUGCUGUGAUGUCAGUGGUCAGUCUUGGUCUGGUUUGUUUGUAGUAUGUAGACAGCUUUGCUAAUCUGUGACAAAUGGCAGCGUGUAAACUGUGAUACUUGUACCCUACCAACCCAUCAUGAAGCUGUUGACACCAAUCACGGGUUUUACUUGCAUAUAUUGUAUUGUACUGUUUAUGUUAUUGACAAGAACAGAUUUAAUCACAUUAAGUUUUACCAUGCUGUUAAAUUAUUGAUUUUAUCGGUGUCAAAAUCUGUUUGUUGGGAUUCAUUUUGAAUAAUGUAAUAUGGAAGUAUUGAUUACAGCACAUUUCUAAACACUGCUAUAUUGGGACCGAAGAUUGUGAUGUCACCUCUUGUUACCUGUAACAAUGAAACUAGGGACUCAUCACAAUGUCUGUGACAUGAUCACGCCAACUAUCUUUGUUUGGAGGAACUCCUGAACUAAUCCCUCAAUGGUGUUCGUUUAGCUGAGUUAGUUUUACUGUGGCUGAGGGAUGGGCAAAUGUGUGGCCGGAAGCAGCAGAGAUAUUUCAACAAUGCAUUUAGUGGGCCGUGCUGAUCUAGUGGCCAAUGUCAGGACACAACUCCUUGUCGGAGCCCAUGGUUGUGCACCACUUGUAUGUCAAACAGUCCAUCCAUAUUUAUUUGAUUUACAGUAGUUUUAAUGUCUUUGCAUAUGAUAUUAUAAUCAAAUAAAUUAUUUUCUAUAGAA
Haliotis rufescens (red abalone) is the source of this 8271-nucleotide messenger RNA. RefSeq lists its product as uncharacterized. Gene Ontology annotation, biological process: microtubule-based movement. NCBI's taxonomy places the organism in Eukaryota, Metazoa, Mollusca, Gastropoda, Lepetellida, Haliotidae. The coding region runs from base 418 to 4773 and encodes 1451 amino acids. The transcript has 11 exons. Gene Ontology annotation, molecular function: ATP binding; microtubule motor activity; microtubule binding. The record is from RefSeq and is a predicted model, not a curated record.